Messenger RNA from Phytophthora sojae, 1038 nucleotides. RefSeq lists its product as hypothetical. The transcript has a single exon. Bases 1 to 1038 code for a protein of 345 amino acids. The record is from RefSeq and is a predicted model, not a curated record. NCBI's taxonomy places the organism in Eukaryota, Oomycota, Peronosporomycetes, Peronosporales, Peronosporaceae.
AUGAAAACCUACAACGCCGCUCGCGCCCGUGGAGCACCGGAGCGCGACUUCGAGAGCUUGAGGCGCAAGUUCAAGACGCUGUAUAGUGCUCGCAAGCCGACGGGCAUGCCGGAGAUGCCGCCACACAUCAAACGCGCCAAGGAGGCCAAGCAGGCCAUUGACGACAAGGCCAAUGUCAUCGAGAUCGACGACGAGGCCGACAGCGACCAGGGCUUCGUGGAGCCCGACUUCUCGUUCGAGGCUGACCCCGACGACGACGACUUCUUCGAGGGCGGUGAAGGCGACAACGUGCAGCAUGAUGCCGAGGGUGGCACCGGGCACGACGAGCCCCUCGACACGGAUGGCUCCGUUACGGGCGACUCCAGGAGCUCCAGCGCCCCACCCAGUCGAGGCGGGUUCCAAGAGCUGCUGGCGGCACCACUUGCCAGCGAUGAGCUCGGAGCCCAAGCUCGUACUUCGCGUCCGGCGCCGCUUCGAGCACCUCAAAAUGGCCGGCAGUCUGGCUCUGGGGGGCCACCCAAGCAACGCAAGAGCCCUUCCACCGUAGUUGCCAUCGACGGCGGUCUCUCGACGGGAACGCCAGUCGACCAAGGACGAUCGCCAGGGAACCCGAAGAAGGUCACCAUGUACAAGACCUCCUCGAACCGCCUCGGAGGCACCGAUCUUACCAGUUUCCGGGAUGCGGUGGGCGCCAAGCGCACCUUCGAGGAGGACAAGGAGACGCUGGAGGCCAGCUUCGCAAAGGCCAAACGCAUCAGGGGCAUGAAGACCACCACCGCGCUCAAGAACAAGUUGAGCGGCCUUGAAACCAACGCCCACACCAUGGGUGGCAGCAUCAUGGAGACGAUCCUGCUGCUACGCGAGGAGAACGAACGGAAGGCCGAGGCGCGUCGUGCCGACGAGGAGAAGCGGCGUCGCGAGGAAAAGGGCGAAGCCAAGGCCGAAGCGGAGGAGCGUCGUCGCCGAGAGAAGCUGAGAUGGAGGAGCGCGCUCGCCGCGAUGGCGAGGAGGCGCGUGUGCGCACCCAGGAGUUGCUGA